GGAGUUGGCAUCACUGAAUGAAGAAUUGAGACGAAUUGAAAAUUUGAAAAUGAAAACUUCACAAUUUGAAACAAAUAUAAUUAUUUUAUACAUCUAGACUUAAUUUCGUUUAAAAAAAUAUAGGAAAUGAGCAAAGCCAACAUAUUUGUAAUGUAAACAUACAUAAUACUUGUAAAAUUAUAUUACAUAUUAUAAUUUGUUACAAUGUCUGAAAACAAAAUACCUCUGUAUGUUAAAGACGGAGUUGCGUAUGUUUGGAAUGCAAAAGACUGGAAUACUAUUAGAGUAAAUUACAGAAUAUGUGGUGCACUGUUUGGCACAAUUGCUUCCUUCCCUCGUCAGAAUGAUUUCAAAGGUUUGCCAAUGAUGUUGCUGUCAGUUGAAGCCGCUUUGUUAGUUGAAAAAGGAUUCUGUGAGUUAUUUGAACUUUCAAAAUUAAAUGAAGAUCUUUCAGAAGAACAAAAACAACAAAUCAAAGAAGCUGAUGAAAAAGUAUUAGAUGAACAAGCAGAGGCAUUUAAAAUGCGGAAAAUAAGUCAGCUAUCACAAAAGAUUGAUGUAAUAGUUGCUGGAAAAAAAAAGAAGAUGUUGUCUAAAGGUAUAGUUGAUGUUAACAUUGAUAAAGAGGCGUUAUUGCAAGAAGAAAUAAAUAAAAUACCAAAACUCGCUCCUAUUCAUACAUUAGUGCAUCUGCCUACAGAACAUUCAUUAGAUAUAGAACCUACACCCUUGCAAGUUAAUGUUUUAAAACCUUGUAUUUUAUCCGGAGAAGGAGCAAUUCAAUACAGUAUCUUUAAGGAUUUGUGGGAAAAAGGAUACCAUAUCACAAAUGGUUCAAAAUUUGGAGCCGAUUUUCUUAUAUACCCAGGUGAUCCAGUUAAGUUUCAUUCAAUGUAUAUGUUAAGAUGUGUGAACAACACCACAGAAGGUUUUCGACCUCCAAGCUUAGUGGCAUUUGGAAGAUUAUCUGUAUCUGUAAAUAAACUGGCAGUGUUUGGUUUUUGUAAUGCUCAGGGAAAAGUAGAAUACCAAACAUUACAAUGGCAUAAUAGCUUAUAUGGUUGAUUUAAUUAAGAUUUAGUAACUUCUUUAUGUAACAAUAAAUAUUUUUACAAAA
Molecule: messenger RNA, 1117 nt
Organism: Melitaea cinxia (Glanville fritillary)
Lineage: Eukaryota; Metazoa; Arthropoda; Insecta; Lepidoptera; Nymphalidae
Gene: Tsen34
Product: tRNA-splicing endonuclease subunit Sen34
Exons: 7
Coding region: 205-1065 (286 amino acids)
Biological process (GO): tRNA-type intron splice site recognition and cleavage; tRNA splicing, via endonucleolytic cleavage and ligation
Cellular component (GO): tRNA-intron endonuclease complex
Molecular function (GO): nucleic acid binding; tRNA-intron lyase activity
Source: RefSeq, a predicted model, not a curated record